UGCAGGUGACGUAAGAUUGCGGCCUGGUAUCAGCGGGCGUCAUGGCGUGGCGUCACGCCAUGAAAACAAAUUCUGAAAUCUUCCAAGUUUCCCAUUCAAUCAGUGGAGAUAUAGACUUGCAGCAAAGUGCCGUUCAACAGAGAGAUAACAAUGGAAAAUUCAAAAGAAGACAACUUUCUCAGACAGAAAAAGGUAUCAGAGAUACACAAUGAAUACAUGAAGCGUUUGCAUGAAUGGCAAAGGAUGAGUAAUUUCCAUUACUUCAUGUGUCUUAAUUAUCAAGGGAUGCAGAUGAUGCAUGCAAGAAAUCAUGCAACACCAAGUACGGCAACUGUAACCACAACUACAGCACCCCCAACCUCUAAUGUUCCCAGACCCACUAGACAACAACAACAACAUUCAGCACCUCGUCCAAGAUUUGAAUUCAGGGUCGCACCGAUCAUCUAUCGAGUUGGGGCUGAACUUAUAGACUUUACAAUAUUGAUGUUGUUGAAGAUGAUUUUUCUUUUGGGCAUUAUGAAAAUAACUGGAAAAAGCGUAGAAAAUGUGUCAUACCAAUUCAUCUUGGGAGACGAUUUGUCUAUAAUUGAUGACAUGACAAUUGAAGAUCUGCAACACAUGAUGUUGAUGGGAUUCAUUUACAGAAUUCUUGCUUGUUUUUAUGAGGCUGGGUUUAUUUCGAUUGUAGGGGCAACUCCAGGUAAAAUGGUGUUUGGAUUAGAAGUUGUUUUUUGUCAAGCUUGUGUAUCAGUGGAGAGAGGAAAUCGACGAUUUGUUUCAGUAUAUCCCGGUCAUACACCAAGCAUAGGAAGUUCUACAGUGCGCUCCGUCAUCAAGAAUUUUUCAAUCACUUUCCUCAUGCCUGCAUUUCUGACUGUGUUUUUCUAUCAGCACAACCGAACAUCAUAUGACCUUGUCGCAAGCACUCUCGUUGUACGAUCCAAUACAUAAAAUUAUUUAAUUUCCUAAUAUUAGAUUGUUGCAUUAAAAUUUAUACAUUUUUGUUAUUCUUGAUAAUACUCUUUCAUCAUAAUUAUUUAAAGAGGUGUAAUUGCCCAUUAAUGGAUUGAGCAUUGCGGAGUACCAUACCUUUUUUACUCGCUACUGCAGUUUGAUUUUCAAAUUAAUGCGUCUCAAUCAUGAAUAUGGAGUGCCAUGAUAUUUUUGGUCUUUUGCCUAAUUCGUUAUUUUACUAUCUAACCUUAUUACAUGACCGUCCUCAUGGGAGAAGGUUAGGUAACAAAUUUGGUGACAUCUGUUCAAUGUUGAGUCAAAUUAUUGUCCUAUAUGGAAGGUCAUAUAUUACUAUUGUAUGAUGUUGCCUCAUUCUUCAUUAUAUUACUAUUGUAUGAUGUUGCCUCAUUCUUCUUGUGCAUUUUAUACCUUUCAUGUCAUGUGAAGCAGAAUAAAAGCAGAAUUGUUGUA
Styela clava is the source of this 1425-nucleotide messenger RNA. Its product is annotated as protein FAM8A1-like. The record is from RefSeq and is a predicted model, not a curated record. NCBI's taxonomy places the organism in Eukaryota, Metazoa, Chordata, Ascidiacea, Stolidobranchia, Styelidae.